AACUCAGUAACUGGUUGCUACGGUCACGUUACAUUGUGAUGUCAUAAUGUCUGUGACCUACUUAAGGCAGUGCUGACCAGACAGCUGGUCAUUUCAGAAGUUUCACUGCUUUACUAAACCCCAGCAGUGAAUUUUCUGAAAUUCAUUUUUUAAUAACAUCUUUUAUAUUAGAAUGGCGUUUCGCUCAUUUGCCAAUAAAGGGUAAGAAUCUUUAACUUGUGGGUAGUAUUUCAAGAAGGUGCAUCUGUUGGUAUAAUGUGGCUGCUCUCUGACAUCAUGUUCAUACAAAAUCGUUUUGUGAGAGCUCAUCCACAUUGUAUUCUGAUUUAUCUGUUGAGACUCACCAAAUGCAAAAUAAAAAAAUUAAAUUGUCAUUUCUCUUGUGAUUUUAAUUGUAGAAAUAUCAACUUCUUCAGAAAAUUUUGCAUUAGAUCGACACAAGUAUGUGAUCCUGUCCCGAUCGACAUAGAGAAAGGGGAAAAAGAGAGAAGGGCACCGUUUCCAUACCUCUGUGCGAAGGUUACACUGCUCAUACUUCUCAUUAUCAGAUUCGUCCAUUACAUGGACACAUAUCUAGCUGAAGGUGUUAUGCCGUUGAUUGAAGCAGAAUAUGAACUCUCCAUUGACAAAGUUGCGAGAGUAGAAACAUGUUUUGCUAUUGUUUUUGCCUUGGUCAAUCCAUUCUUUGGACAUCUAUCAGAUCAGAUCAGCCGGAGGACCCUCAUGUGUCUGGGAGUAACGUAUUGGACUCUGUUUGUUGCGAGCUGUUCCGUAAUUCCCCAGGAGUGGGGUUGGACCAUCCCUUUUAUACGGAGUGCCGUGGCCGCAAUAGAAAGUUUUUUUGCAGGCAUUUCCCUGACCCUGAUUGAUGACCUGUGCCCACCUGAAAAUCGACGAGGGACUUUAUGCAUGUUUAACAGUUUCAGCUAUAUAAUGGGUGCCUUUGGGAUCGUUGUGGGAGCAAUUGUGCCAGUCUACUUAGGCUCAAACUGGCGUCUUGCACUGCAGGUAAGGAAAAUUCAACCGGUUACCAUUAAUUAUAUUGGGGUGAUGAGAAGAUACAAUUGAAUAUUGGCUAAACAUUAAAAGACAAAUAAAACAGUGGUUGUUGUGAGAUAUUAGCCUUUUACUAUCAGUUUAGUUGAUUGGAUACUCUACAUGAAAAGAGAUACAUGGCUGGGUACUUAACUGCUGUUUUCUUUGAACACAGACAGUUGCAGGCUUGGGAUUAGUGUGCCUAGUGUUGCUAAUCUGUUUCAUGAAGGAACCACCUAGAUGCUACACUGAGGACCACAGUGAUGACCCUCAGAUGCAGAUCCUCAGUUUUCAAUAUAUUUGGAAGUUGACCUCCUCCUUCUUCAAAAAUCUGAGGAUACUAUUUAAAAUGUGAGUAUUAUUUAUGAUAAAUAACAAUCAAAUGGAAAAUUGCAGAAGAUGUAUAUAUAUUACUAAUCCCUCUCCUCCACUUUCAGACGGAGCUUUGUUUUUCUCACCUUCGCUUCAUGGUCCGUGACGUUCAUUAAUGAAGCCAUGUUUGCCCUUGUUCCUGAUUUCCUGAACCAAACCAGGGCCGUGACAAGCAGUUUGUUUCCCUGUCUGUUGCCAGAUUGUUACUACAGCGACUUCAUGAUCUAUGGUUUGAUUAAAUACAUGGCUGACAUAGUGGGGAUACAAAUAGGA
Molecule: messenger RNA, 1680 nt
Organism: Xenopus laevis (African clawed frog)
Lineage: Eukaryota; Metazoa; Chordata; Amphibia; Anura; Pipidae
Product: protein spinster homolog 1-like
Exons: 6
Coding region: 256-1068 (270 amino acids)
Source: RefSeq, a predicted model, not a curated record